AUGAUGGUUGAAUUUGCAAAGAAUGUGGCUGAUUUUGCUGUUGCUAGUGGAAAAAAGCACAUUGUUGUGCUUUCUAGCUUAGAUUUUGGACGGUGGCAAACAAUUGAUAUGUCAAGGUACGAGCUAAAAGGGGCAUUUGUGGAAGGAGGCAUUCCAUUUAACAGGGUACAUGGGGACACAGCAAUUGCCUAUUGUGGCAAGGACCCAAGAUUCAAUGAUGUUUUCAACAAGGCACUGUUCGACCACACAAACAUAGUUAUGAGAAAAAUCCUAGAAUCCUGCAAGGGUUUUGAGCAACUCAAACAUCUUGUUGAUGUCGGUGGUGGUCUCGGUGUCGCCCUCAACAUCAUCACCUCCAAAUACCCAUAUAUUAAGGGUAUUAAUUUCGAUCUGCCCCCUGUUAUCCAACAUGCCCCAACCUAUCCUGGUGUGGAACAUGUUGGGGGAGAUGUGUUUGUAAGUGUUCCCAAAGGAGAUUCCAUUUUCAUGAAGGUAAGGCCUAUUUUGAAUCAUGUUAAACUGUUAAGCGCGCUACGCCUCACCCGUAACAAAUCAAUGCAGCAGAUAGGAGCAAAUAACACCAAAUUAUCUAAUUCACCUAUGGCUAUAACAACCCCCAAUCUAAAAUCAACAGCCAUGGCACUAACUUCACAUAAUCAGUUAAAGGAAAACGCUUUUAGGUACAUGUUACAUGAAGAUGCACAAUCAAAGAUACAUGCACAUUCCAACAUCAUCAUUAUGGAAUUUUUUUAUGUACAUAUAGAUGUAGAUGUAGAUGAAGAUGCAUAA
Molecule: messenger RNA, 789 nt
Organism: Camellia sinensis
Lineage: Eukaryota; Viridiplantae; Streptophyta; Magnoliopsida; Ericales; Theaceae
Source: RefSeq, a predicted model, not a curated record